Messenger RNA from Cucurbita moschata (crookneck pumpkin), 1430 nucleotides. Its product is annotated as BTB/POZ and TAZ domain-containing protein 1-like. Gene Ontology annotation, cellular component: nucleus. The record is from RefSeq and is a predicted model, not a curated record. The transcript is spliced from 5 exons. Gene Ontology annotation, molecular function: protein binding. NCBI's taxonomy places the organism in Eukaryota, Viridiplantae, Streptophyta, Magnoliopsida, Cucurbitales, Cucurbitaceae. Bases 136 to 1242 code for a protein of 368 amino acids.
CGCCACUCCAUUUCUAAAUUCCCUUUCCAUCGCCGCUUAUAUAUUUGUAUAUCCGACGCCCAAUGGGUGCCAUUCCAGACCCACCUCCAUCCAUUUUCUCCCUCUCUUUCUCUCGCUUUCUUUACCAUCUCCCGCAUGGAAGCCCUUCUUCUUCCCUACGAAAUUCACCCCCACUCUGUCGCCAAGGAUCGGGGACCAGAGUUGCAGGAGCUGCCGGAACCGGACAUCCAUAUCCUUACCUCCGGUGGACUUCGGAUACCUGUGCAUUCCACUAUUCUGGCAUCAGUUUCAUCGGUGCUGGAAAACAUCAUCAACCAUCCGCAAAAGCACCGGAGCUCCGAGAAAGUGGUUCAAAUUCUUGGCGUUCCGUGCGAGGCAGUCGUUUCGUUCGUUCAAUUUCUCUACACAUCUAGGUGCACUGAAGAAUAUCUGAGGAAAUAUGGAAUUCAUCUCUUGGCGCUAUCGCACGUUUACCUCGUUCCGCAUCUGAAGAAGCGAUGCAGCAAGCACUUGGCUCGAAAAUUGACGAUCGACAGCGUUAUUGAUGUACUCCAACUCGCAAGAAUGUGCGAUGCACCGGAUCUCUCACUCAGCUGUAUGAAAAUGGUGUCGAGCCACUACAAGGCCGUCCAGAAAACGGAGGGCUGGAAAUUCCUGCAAGAACAUGACCCUUGGCUGGAGCUUCAAAUUCUGCAGUUCAUGGAAGAAUCCGAAUUGAGGAAAAAGAGAUGCAGAAGGCAGAGGAAGGAGCAGAGGGUGUAUCUUCAGCUAAGCGACGCAAUGGAGUGCUUAGAGCACAUCUGCAAAGAAGGGUGCACAAACGUUGGGCCGCGCGACGUGGAACCCACAAAGAAGCCCUGCGCCAAAUUCUCGACGUGUCAUGGGGUUCAGCUUCUGAUUAAGCACUUUGCAACGUGUGCGAAGAGAGUCCACGGAGGAGCCUGCUGGCGGUGCAAACGCAUGUGGCAGCUUCUACGCUUGCAUGCCUCCAUCUGCGACCAAUCCGACGCUUGCAAAGUCCCUCUUUGCAGGCAAUUCAAGCUAAAAAUGGAGCAAGAGAAGGAUGGAAAAGAGGAUUCGAAGUGGAAGAUGCUGGUGAAAAAGGUGGUGUCUGCGAAAACCAUUUCCUCUCUCAGUCUUCCCAAAAGGAAGAGAGCGGCAGCAGCAGGGGACACCACGAGCGGCGACCGCAUCAGAAGCUUCAGAUUACAAUGUGUGGAACCAAAUGGAUCGGUGUUAUGAAGAAGAGGUUAGAAGAAUGUAAUGCUGUGUGUUUAAAAAUGGAGAGUAGAGUAGGACACUAGGACCCAGGAGAAACAGAGGCGUUUGCUUUCAUCAACUGUUUGUAUUUUGUAUAGGGAGGGAGGCAAUGUGUUGUGGUUGGUAAGAAAAUAGGUAGCCAAUAAAAAGUCUUUUUUUUUUUUUUUUUU